AUGGGAUCACUUUUGGCUGAUCAGGGAGAGCCACCUCAGUUCGUACAAAUUUACUUUCUCGCUGACUACAACCAUCAGGUUGAUGCGCGUCUCGGCAUUCUGCCUAGCGAUAUUUCCAUCGGUCCCCGUAGAGACAUUCUGUUCCGUCUACAAAACAUGAUUCAUGAAACUAGCAGUUACAUCCGAAGCUUAAAGUUUGCGUUGCAAAACAACUCUUCGCCCUCUUUCAGCGUUGUCAUCGAUGCAGACAGACGGCCUCACGGUGAGCAUGAGCGUCGCUUCAAUGCUCCUGCAUGUAAUGAAGUCGCCGCAGUCAUGCACGGUGAGGAGCAUAACAGCCGUGACAUUGUCAUAAGGUACCGGGGCGGUGGUCUGCGCCGCAUCAGUGAAACCCACCGUUCAUACAACUGUCUCCAGUACCCCCUUCUUUUUCCAUACGGAAGCGAUGGGUACCACUUCAAAAUCCCAAUAUACCAGACAAGCAGCGAUUCCAUGUCGACCUCAAAGACGGUCUCCUGUAGGGCUUACUACGCCUACAUGUUUAUGGUUAGGGAGGGUGAAUUUAACCAGAGGUGCCAUCAACAAUUUCUUCAAUUCGCUGUUGACAUGGCUGCAAAAAUAUGA
Messenger RNA from Acanthosepion pharaonis, 624 nucleotides. The record is from the annotation of a GenBank genome assembly. NCBI's taxonomy places the organism in Eukaryota, Metazoa, Mollusca, Cephalopoda, Sepiida, Sepiidae.